UUUUAACAAUUUGUGUUUCAAAAAGCUAUUGAUGAGUUUACCCAAUGAAAUAAUCGAAUGGAUUUUCUUGGGAUCCAUCCUGUUGCUCACACUUUUCUCAAUAAUUAUGGGUGGUUAUUUGACAAUGCGGAUUAGGAGGAUGGGCGGAUUCAAUCUGAAAAUUUCAUACAGGCCACCGGAUUCUGAAGCAGAAACUAAGAAGAAGAAAAAGCAAAAACUAAUUAUUUGAUUUUUAAAUAUUUUUCGAAUAAAAAUAAAUUAGUAA
Caenorhabditis elegans is the source of this 265-nucleotide messenger RNA. It is a transcript of the gene C29E4.17, whose product is annotated as Spiroplasma plectrovirus-related protein. NCBI's taxonomy places the organism in Eukaryota, Metazoa, Nematoda, Chromadorea, Rhabditida, Rhabditidae. The record is from RefSeq and is marked reviewed. Bases 32 to 229 code for a protein of 65 amino acids. The transcript is spliced from 3 exons.